Molecule: messenger RNA, 2049 nt
Organism: Micromonas pusilla CCMP1545
Lineage: Eukaryota; Viridiplantae; Chlorophyta; Mamiellophyceae; Mamiellales; Mamiellaceae
Exons: 1
Coding region: 1-2049 (682 amino acids)
Source: RefSeq, a predicted model, not a curated record
AUGGCGCGGUCGGUCGGCCUCUCGCGCAAAAAGAAAGUCAAAUCGCAAUCGUUUCGCGCCAUCGCGAACGCCGCGCAGAUGCCUUCCGCGCGCCAUCGCGACGACGGCGACGACGCGACGCCGCUCGAUCUCGAUCUCCACAUCCGCGCCUCCGAGGAGUCGUACGAGACGUUCCGCGCGUCUCUCCCCGGCGCGACGGGCGGCGCGAGCGCCGCGGCGUCCGCGAUCCGCGACGCGCGCGCGGGACGCGCGGGACACGACGACGACGACUCGACGACAGCCUCGCUUCGCGCGUCCUCCUCCAUGCCCCCCGCCGCGAGCCCCGGCGGCGACGCCGCGAGACGCCGCGGCGAGCGAUCGACGCGCGAGGAGCUCUUGGCGCUCGAGCGCGAGAUCGACGCGCACGAGGCGGCGAUCGCCGCGCGCGAGCGCGCGCUCGAGGACCUCCAAGCGAGCGCGCGACGAUCGGACGCGUUCGAAGACGAUCGCGUCAAGCUGCGCGCGUUCGGCCGCGCGCUCGAGGCGUACGUGGCGUCCCCGAACGCGGACGGCGGCGACCUCGCGGACGCGGAGGCGGCGCUGGACGCGCUCGAGGCCGCGGCGGCGCCGCUGUCGAACGCGAUCUUGAGCGACGCGGUGAGGCGAAGCGCGGGAGGAGGAGGAGGAGGAGGAAGAGCCGCGGCGGGGGCGCCGGAAUUCGACCCCGCCGACGCCGCCGACGACCACAGCGACAGCUCGGACUACGACGACGAGGACGACGCCGACGACGAGGAGAGCGACGCCGCGAGGGCGGCGCUGCGCGCGGCGGUGACGGAGGAGAAGGAGGAAAAGAGACGCCGCCGCGACGAGCGCGCGUCGCUGCUGUCCAACGCGGCGGGUGGGAAGAUCACGUCGUACGGAUCCGUGGGCGGCGGCGGUAAAGAUGGCGGUUUCGGACAAGAACAAAACGUCGGACAGAAUACGAGGACCGCGACCGCGACCGCGACCGCGACCGCGACCGACGACGGGUGGACAGACUGGCGCGGGGACGAGUCCGCGGACGUCGUCUCGCCGUUCACUCUGGAUCCGCGUUUUACUCUUGAUCGCGGCGACGACCGACGCGAGACGCGGCCGCUGUCGCAUAAACUGUCGGAUAUACUGUCCGACGGAACCGGGACCGGGAGAAGGUUCUUCGACGCGCGCGAAGGCACCCCCGAGCGGUGGGACGGCGGAUCCCAGAGCGAGGACGACGCGAUGUGCGCGAGAGAAGUCGGACGCGCGAGCAGCGCGAUGCUUCGACGCGCGCGGAAUCAGGCGAGCGCGUCGGGCAGUCCCGACGUCGGAGAGGGCGAUCGAUCGACGACGACGACGACGACGACGACGACGGCGGCGACGACGACGAGCACGGCGAGCGGCGAGCUUCGCAAGAUCAAGUGCGGGAAGUGCGCGGCGACGUUGAAGAUCGCGUCGAACGUCCCGGUGUUCCGGUGCCCGAAGUGCUCCGCGAAACUCCGCGUCCCCGGGGCGGCGGCGACCGCGGCGGCGCCGACCGCGGCGAAGAGAGAAGGUCCCGGGUUCUCCCCCGAGAUGCGCGCCACCGUGAGCGGCGUCGACGGCGUGUCUUCGUUCGGGUGGGGGUCCCGACCGUCCGCGACGACCGCGGCGGCGCGGCUCGCGUCCGCGGAAGCCGCGACGAUCAACGCGGCGGCGGCGAGAGAGAAGGAGCGACGCGACCGACGCCGACGCGCGGCGGACGCGGACGCGCAGAGCGCCGGCGGCGGCGAACGAUUCGAAUCGGGCGCCGACGUCAUCGCGAAACACAUGGCGGAGGCGAAGGCGUUGCGAGAGACGGAGGCGAGGGCGGAGAGGGCCAAGGCGGCGGCGGAGAGCGCGGCGGCGGACGCGAGAGCCGCCGCGCGCGCGGAGCUCGAGCGUCAUCUGGAGUUUUCGAUGAGUCUGGAGGAUGUCGUCGACGAGCUGGCGAGGGCGCACGCGGACGCGGCGAACGCGGCGGAGCGCGCGCUGAACGCGGCGUACGCGAGCGUCGCGGUGGGAUCGAGUAAGCUCUAG